UUUAACCAUUCAUACAGUUCAACUUCAAUGGGGUAGGGACGUCCCAGAGAUCUUGAAAGCACAGACCAUUUUGAAAGCAUGACGUGGAAAGGGGCGGAGAUGUCAGUCAAUGUGAAAAUGCGAUAGUCACAGCAGUAUCAGCACCAGUACUUCUGGAAGUUUCUUACAUGUUGGCUAGCUAGCGACAUGGUGAAAAGCGUAUUUUGAGUAGCCACGAUAUCUCGGCUCAUAAAUUGAUUUAUUCAGCAGAGAGUGGGAUAUAUUUAUCUAACUCCAUAGUUUAAUAGGUCAAAAAAAUCGUGGCGGGUCGGAUUUUUAGCUAGCUUGCAGCUGUCAACUGGUUAAGUAGCUAGCCAGCUUCAAACACUAAAUUUCAGUGUGCUUGGUUGACGGACUUUUAUAUGAGAUUAACUGGUGAAUUGACGAUGUUUUUUUGAAUAUCAAGCGUUACUUGGCAGAUACUCGUAAUGGGUAAAGACUAUUAUAAAGUGUUGGGUAUACAGAAAGGCGCCUCUGAGGACGAGAUAAAGAAGGCGUAUCGAAAGCAGGCCCUGCGAUAUCACCCUGAUAAAAACAAGUCCACUGGAGCUGAGGAUAAAUUCAAAGAGAUCGCCGAGGCCUAUGAUGUCCUCAGCGACGCAAAGAAAAAGGAUAUAUAUGACCGAUAUGGAGAAGAAGGCCUGAAGGGGCACACAGCCGGCGGGGGUGGUGGUCCCAAUGGCCCCAACAACUACAACUACACCUUUCAUGGAGAUCCUCACGCCAUGUUUACAGAGUUUUUUGGUGGCCGCAGCCCAUUCGACCAGUUCUUCGCACGCAACGGGGACGAUGACAUGGACACUGAUGACCCCUUUGCUGCAUUUGGUAUGGGGGGUAUGCCGGGUGGAAUGGGAGGGUUCCACCAACACCAGAGGUCCUUCAAAUCCCGACCAGGGGGUCCCCACGGGAGCCGUGAGAAGAAGAAAGAUUCUCCGGUGGUACACGAGCUGAAGGUGAGCCUGGAGGAGGUGUUCUCCGGCUGCACCAAGAAGAUGAAGAUCUCCAGGAAGCGGCUGAACCCGGACGGCUGCAGCAUGCGCAGCGAGGACAAGAUCCUGACAGUGGACAUCAAGCGAGGCUGGAAGGAAGGGACCAAGAUCACCUUCCCCAGGGAGGGAGAUGAGACACCCACUAACAUUCCCGCUGACGUGGUGUUUGUGGUCAAAGACAAACCCCAUCCUGUGUUCCGCCGGGAUGGCUCCGAUAUCAUCUACCCUGCUAGAGUGUCCCUCAGAGAUGCACUGUGUGGAUGCACGGUCAGCGCUCCCACUCUGGACGGCAGAACUGUGACUGUGACCUCCAGAGACGUGGUCAAACCUGGGAUGAAGAAGCGUAUCGUGGGAGAGGGACUACCCCUGUCCAAGUGCCCAGAGAAGAGGGGGGACAUGGUGCUUGAGUUUGUAGUGAAAUUCCCUGAGAAUUUGGGGCAGAGUGUCCGCGAUGCACUGACUCAGAUUCUUCCUCCUUGAAUAACUAAAGUGGCUUUUGAAGACACCUAACAAACACGAAGACAGACAGUCGUCUUUCUCCAUUACAGUUGUCCUUACCCUAGGCCAAAGAACAUAAGUUGUUUGGGAAUUAUACUUGUUUAUUUUGAUUCAACCUUUGAUCCAAAUUAUAAUUCAGUUAUAUAUUUAACCACCAUGAGAUAUUGACAGACAAACAUGUUGGUCUCUGUUCUGAUGUUAGCUGUUCUGUUUGGUUCAUAAUUUUUUUCCUGUUUAUUAUUAAAACAUUUAGAUUUUAUUACCAACAUGUCCUAUUGACAGUAUUCCAUUUCCCAUUGGAAGGGAAAAUAAAGACAUUUCUGGGGGGACCCAGUGCUAGA
Messenger RNA from Oncorhynchus nerka (sockeye salmon), 1867 nucleotides. RefSeq names its product DnaJ heat shock protein family (Hsp40) member B1a (gene dnajb1a). Gene Ontology annotation, cellular component: cytosol. The record is from RefSeq and is a predicted model, not a curated record. NCBI's taxonomy places the organism in Eukaryota, Metazoa, Chordata, Actinopteri, Salmoniformes, Salmonidae. The transcript is spliced from 3 exons. Gene Ontology annotation, molecular function: transcription corepressor activity; Hsp70 protein binding. Bases 468 to 1508 code for a protein of 346 amino acids. Gene Ontology annotation, biological process: negative regulation of transcription by RNA polymerase II.